Rhincodon typus (whale shark) is the source of this 2730-nucleotide messenger RNA. RefSeq names its product capping actin protein of muscle Z-line subunit alpha 1b (gene capza1b). The transcript is spliced from 10 exons. Bases 142 to 939 code for a protein of 265 amino acids. Gene Ontology annotation, cellular component: F-actin capping protein complex; actin cortical patch. Gene Ontology annotation, biological process: actin cytoskeleton organization; barbed-end actin filament capping. NCBI's taxonomy places the organism in Eukaryota, Metazoa, Chordata, Chondrichthyes, Orectolobiformes, Rhincodontidae. The record is from RefSeq and is a predicted model, not a curated record. Gene Ontology annotation, molecular function: actin filament binding.
CUUGUGUACCAUCUGAGAGCAACCAGCCUGCAAGACUGGGCUUGCACUCUUAUUGACAUUUUGCAGGGGUAUUGUGUUUGAUACCUGCUUCAGUGAUGCAGCCAAUGUGCAGCAAAGGUGAAUAUAGCUACCAACUUCAUUAUGCAUGCACCACCAGGAGAGUUCAACGAAGUAUUCAACGAUGUCCGUUCUCUAAUGAAUAAUGACACUCUUCUCAAGGAGGCAACUGUUCAUGCAUUUGCCCAGUAUAAUAUGGAGCAAUUCACUCCUGUGAAGAUAGAGGGCUACGAUGAUCAGGUCCUGAUUACAGAGCAUGGAAAUCUGGGUAAUGGAAGAUUUGUGGAUCCAAAGAAUAAACUAUCAUUCAAAUUUGAUCAUGUGAAGAAAGAAGGAAGUGAUGUCCACCCUCAGGAGGGUGAGCCUGCGAUAGAAUCUUGGAGAAGUGCCUGUGAUAAUGCAGUGCGGGCGUAUGUGAAAAACCACUAUCCCUAUGGCAUCUGCACUAUCUAUGGUAAGACUAUCAAUGGACAGCAAACUAUUAUAGCUUGUAUUGAAAACCAUCAGUUUCAGCCCCAUAAUUUCUGGAAUGGACGUUGGCGAUCUGAGUGGAAAUUCAAUAUCGCUUCUUCAUCAGCUCAGCUUACUGGAGUUCUGAAGAUCCAGGUCCAUUAUUAUGAAGACGGUAAUGUUCAGUUGAUGAGUCAGAAGGACGUCCAGGAAACCUUGCCAAUUACAAAUGAAGUCCAGACUGCAAAGGACUUUGUGAAAAUGAUUGAAAUGGCGGAGCAUAGUUACCAGACUGCCAUCUGUGAAAAUUACAAUGCCAUGUCUGACACCACGUUCAAAGCCUUGAGGAGGAGCCUGCCAGUUACUCGCACAAAGGUCGACUGGAACAAGAUUAUGAGCUACAGGAUUGCUCAAGAGAUGCAGAGUGCUUAAAGCAAAUGUAUACAAGAGAGGCUUAAUGUCAAUGUGUGGGAAAAAAACAAAAGGUGUGGUCUCACAAAACAGGACUCUGCAGUCACCCCCUCUUUCUCUCUCUCUCUCCCCCCUCCACCUCCCUGAAAUGUUGACUAUUUUCUGAUGAAUCAGCUUGAUGAUUUUGUUCUUGAAGUAAUGUUUGUUUUGGGAGUUGGUGGAAAGUGAUACACAGAUUUAGCCUGUUUGGUUAAGUUAAAUUGGUAAUAUGCAGCCCUCUUACUGUUGGCAUUGCUAAAGUAUGAAGAUGUUUUGUUAUCUGGUUUCAAACUAAUUUUUAUUCGUUUGGGUUUUGCAAUAAUUUUAAAUCAUUAAUGUAUUUGCUCAUGGGAGUGCAGCCACUAUGGUGGGUAAUAGCUUGAGGGUUCUAAUAACCUUGCCUAGCAGCUGAAUAACAAUUACAAUUCAUUUUAGGGUCACAGAAACCUUUUAAAUAGUAACUGAUGUUUCUUGGACUGUUACAGCUUUAGAUUGUUAUCCUAAGCUUGCUGUUUCCCUUGAUUUCUUUCACCCCUUUCUACUUUUUGUGAGGUCACACCUUGUUGCAUUGCUGUUGCAAAGGCAGAAUGGUUUGGUGUUUAAUACCUUGUUUUUUAAAAAAUCCAGAAACCAGGCAAGCUGGCUCUGCUUUACUGAAGAAAGCUUGAAGCAACAGUGUUUGAUGUCUUCCGUCCCCCCUCUCCUUUCCCCGCCUCUCACCCGACAACUCAGAAUGACCUCUAUCGUGUUGCUGAAAAUACUGUUCAUUCUUCCAUCUGAUUGAGGGUUCCUGUGUGUCAACCUUUUCAUUAGGUAGUACUCAAUUGUCACAUUCUAUGCCUUCAUUUUGGCUAUUUGCAGUUAUAUACCGCACGGAACUGGAAAGUCAGACUGGAAAACUACACUUGGUGAGGGGUUUGGGGGUGGGGAGGGAUUGGAAACAAAUGUGAACAAUUCAAUGUAUUGUUCUUCCUCCCAAACCUGUUUUACCUCAUUUUUUGAUACUUAAUAACUGUAACCAAUGGCAGAAACAGUGCACCAGCAGAGGGGGAUGGCCACUUGCUCACUUAGGCUGGAGCAGUUCAGAGAUGGUAAAGAAUGGAUCCUGAAACACGUCGAUUGGUUGAAGAAGGAAACUACAAGCAAAAAAGGGAUGAGAACAGACAUUGAGGUGGUGAUCACCUUGAGCAGCCCUCUCUUGCUCCAUUAUAAUAUUUGCCUAAGGUCCUGAUUUCAAGGUGCUUGCAUGACCUGUGGCAUCAUAUGCCACAUGGUGAAGCUAGUUCUGUUCCAUUCCUGAUUGUAAUGAGGAGAAAUCGAUGUGCCAGGAAUAUGUGGCUGACUGGAAUUGGCCGGUAGCAAGAGUGGGUGUUGCAUCUUUUUAUUUAGGAUUGACUGCAAUUCACGGUUGUUUGGGUCCAAAAUCUGCUGGUCAGUUGCUGUAACCUUUUCUGAUCAGUGACUGGAUAACUGGAUGGGAAUGUAGAAACAGAACAGAAGGAAAGUGGCCGUAAGUUAAAUUGCGGUUGUUGAUGUUUAAUAUUUUUACUGUAUUAACUUGCACAGGACCAAUGUAAAGCAAAGUCAAUGGAACAAGUGGCAGCCUUGUAUUAUCCAUACAAAUAUUUUUUACAGAAUUCUGCACUGGUAACAUUUUUGGAAAAAGACAAGUUGUAAAGUAACUCCCUAACUCAAUCUCCAAAAAGGCUUUGCUUUUUACUUAAAAUGGAUUGUUUUGUACUGUAUUUUGCUUUUAUUAAAUUUGAAAUGCUA